AUGACUCGUAAGGGUGUUUUAUGCUAUGAUUAUUUAGAUUCUAUAGAAAAAUUAAGUGAGACGGAGCUUCCUCCAAUAGAAUCAUUUAGAAAUUCUUUGGUUGAAGAGGAUUGUAACCAAGAUGAUUAUAAUCAUGCUGAGAAAGUUUGGUCACAUUUUAAAUGUAGUAAUUUAAGAGAAUAUCUUGAACACUAUUUAAUUACAGACGUCUUAAUUUUAUCAGACAUUUUUGAAAAAUUUAGAAUUGAUUCUAGAACAAUUUAUGGUCUAGAUCCCUGUCACUAUUAUACAUUGCCAGGUUUUUCGUGGGAUGCUAUGUUGAAAGAAACAGGUGUUAAGCUUGAACUUUUGACAGACAUCAACAUGUAUAACUUUUUCGCUAAGGGUAUAAGAGGAGGUUUAACACAAUGUAGCUUGCGACAUUGUAAAGCAAAUAAUAAAUAUAUGGUUGAUUAUGAUUCAAGUAAACCAUCUGAUUACUUAAUGUACUUGGAUGCUAAUAACCUAUACGGUUGGGCCAUGUCUGAUUACCUCCCACAUUCAAACUUUAAAUGGGUUGAACCUCCAACUAAUUUAGAUGAUAUUAAAGGCUGGUUAAUUUCAAAUAUAAACAUUGGUUAUGUUUUAGAAGUGGAUCUCGAGUACCCCCUAGAAAUACAUGAUAAUCAUAAUGAUCUUCCAUUCUGUCCUUCAAACAUUUCAUUGUCUGGUAAAUCCGAUAAAAAAUUAAUUGCUGAUUUGAAUAAUAAAGUUAAUUAUAUAAUUCAUUACAAAACAUUAAUUCAAUGCCUUGAUAAUGGUUUGGUGCUUAAGAAAAUUCAUAGAGUGAUGCAAUUCAAACAAUCUCAAUGGCUUAAAAAAUAUAUUGAUUUAAACAAUGAACUAAGAAAAAAAGCCACCACAAAGUUUGAAAAGGAUCAGCGUAAACUUUGCAAUAAUGCUGUAUUCGGAAAAACUAUGGAAAAUGUAGACAAACGAAAAGAUCUUCGAAUUGUCGAUUCUUUAGAAAGCAAAGGUACCCAUCUCGGUAGUCGCGCUCUUAUAGCUAAACCUAAUUUUCAUAGUAUAUUAGAAUUUUCGGAAACCAUGGCUGCUAUUCAGUUAAAACGAAUUCACAGUGUAUAUAAUAAGCCUAUAUACUUAGGUUUUUGUGUUUUGGAGAUUUCAAAGUAUAAAAUGUACGACUUUCAUUAUGCAUACAUGAAACCUAAAUUUAAUGACAACCUACAUCUGGCCUACAUGGAUACCGAUUCAUUUAUUUAUAAAAUAAGAACAGAUGAUUUCUAUAAUGAUAUAAGAAAUGAUAUAAUAGAUAAAUUUGAUACUUCAGACUAUCCACCCCAAAACCGCUACGGUAUUGCCCAGCUCAAUGUUAAAAAGUUAGGAUUUAUGAAGGAUGAAAAUAAUGGUCUAAUAAUGAAGGAAUUUAUAGGAUUAAGAGCUAAAAUGUAUAGUAUAGACAUAGAAGAUGCAGCUCUAAUAAAAAAGGCUAAGGGUGUUAAAUCAUCAGCUGUAAAAAAAUGUCUUUACAAAAUUACAGAGACUGUUUGCAAACAAAACUUCUAUAGUAAAAUGUUGAACUUUAGAUCUAAACAUCAUACUAUAUACACUGAAUGUAUAAACAAAUUAUAG
This is a messenger RNA of Episyrphus balteatus (marmalade hoverfly), 1632 nucleotides long. RefSeq lists its product as uncharacterized. The record is from RefSeq and is a predicted model, not a curated record. Lineage: Eukaryota; Metazoa; Arthropoda; Insecta; Diptera; Syrphidae. The transcript has a single exon. Bases 1 to 1632 code for a protein of 543 amino acids.